AUGAUUCUUCACACAGUCUUAGACUGUCUGGAUUACCGGAGCAUUCUGCUCUUCGUAUUUGUCUUCUUGUUGAUGGCUGAUAUCCUGAAGAACAGGAAUCCACCAAAUUAUCCGCCAGGACCUUGGUCCCUGCCCUUUUUUGGAAAUAUCUUAACGGAUCUGGAACCAAAAACAAUGUUGAAGCUUGCUGAAAAAUAUGGCAAUGUUUUCAGUCUGAGGAAAGGCCGCGAAAAAAUGGUGUUUGUAGCCGGAUAUAAAAUGGCAAAGGAAGCGCUGGUCACUCAGGGUGAAAAUGUUGUUGACCGUCCAGAUGUCCCGCUUUUUAGUAAAGUUUUUAAAGGAAUCGGCUUGAUUUUCAGCAAUGGAUACAUGUGGAAGAAACACAGGAGGUUUGCGGGAACCUACUUUAAGUACUUUGGGGAAGGAAAGAAGACAAUGGAGCUGUCCAUCCAGCAGGAGUGUGUGUUCCUCUGUCAGGCCAUGGAGGACGAGCAGGGCGGAUACUUUAAUCCAAUGGUGAUGCUACACAAUGCCGUCUCCAAUGUGAUAUGUACUCUGGUUUUGGGGCAUCGCUUUGACUACAGUGAUGCCAAGUUCCAGAAUCUUCUACGUUUGAAUAAUGAGUGUGUCUAUUUGUCGGGCAGCACUCUCGCUCAGCUAUAUAACCUCUGGCCAAGGCUAUUUGACUAUUUACCUGGACCUCACCAAACAAUAUUCUCCAACUAUGACCAAAUAACCACUGUCCUGAAAGAGGAAAUAGCCAAACAUAAGAAGGACUGGGACCCGUCUGAUCCACGUGACUUUAUCGAUGCUUAUUUUGGUGAGAUGGAUAAGAUGGCAGCUGAUUCUGAAGCUGGGUUCACCACCAAGUCUCUGGUAAUCUGCACUCUGGACCUGUUCGAGGCUGGGACAGAGUCUGCUGCCACCACGCUGCGCUGGUGCCUCGUCUAUAUGAUGAAGUAUCCAGAAAUUCAGAAGAAAGUCCAGGCUGAGAUUGACAGAGUGAUCGGACAGGCGCGGCAGCCCUGCAUGGCAGACCUGCCAAACAUGCCGUACACCGACGCCGUCAUCCACGAGACGCAGAGGUUCUCUGACAUCUUGCCUCUGGGAUUCCCCAAAAUGACCAGCAAUGACAGCACACUGGGGGGGUACUUCAUACCAAAGGGGACGAGCAUAACCGCGAUCAUUACCUCUGUACUGAAUGAUCAGAGCGAGUGGGAGACUCCGAACACCUUUAACCCGGGGCAUUUCCUGGAUUCCCAGGGCCGGUUUCGGAGACGGGACGCAUUCUAUCCUUUUUCAGCUGGACUAAGGGCGUGUCUGGGGGAGCAGCUGGCUCGGAUGGAGCUCUUCCUGUUUUUCACCUUCCUUCUCCAGCGCUUCACCCUCUCUCCACCCCCUGGAGAAGAAGUUGACAUAGAUCCAUUGCUUGGGUUCACCUAUUUCCCAAAGCCCUACAAGAUGUGUGCUAUGCCUCGCUGAGCUUCUACACAGGGAUAAACAGCACCAGGCUAUCGGAAGCACAUUAACACACACCUGCGUAGAUCCUCCAAAAAACUUUUAAAACAUCAUUAAUGACAAUAGCUAUUAAAUUUGUUUGUACUGUAUGCUAGCUAGUCAACUAAAACCUAUUUAUUCAUCUUUGGGAUGUAUGAUAUGCCCUCUAUGUAAAAUCAUAUAGUAUUAUUACACGCUAUAUCAAAUAAGUUUAUCACAAGCUGCAUUUGAAAGACCUAAACAUUUCUGGAUAGACUGAAAGAUCUGAACAUGCAUUCUGUAAUGCAUUCUGUGCAAACUUUAAAAGCAAACCCUUCACCGCCAAAUUUCAAAAGCUUGAUAUUCACUGAGAAGUGAAUUAGUGUCACAUUUUGUGGAAGCGCAAGGUGCCCUGCUUACUUACACUAUAUUCAUCACUUGUAAAGGGUAUGUUUACUCUGCAUGACAGAGAGGCUGGGUCUCCUUCAUCCAUUCAGACCAUGUGUUUAUAUGCUGUUCCGCUGGUUUAGCCUUCAUCCCAUGAGUGUGCCAAUGAAUUUAUCCAUUACAUCCUUUGAAAUCUCCA
Molecule: messenger RNA, 2062 nt
Organism: Paramormyrops kingsleyae
Lineage: Eukaryota; Metazoa; Chordata; Actinopteri; Osteoglossiformes; Mormyridae
Product: cytochrome P450 2J2-like
Biological process (GO): xenobiotic metabolic process
Cellular component (GO): cytoplasm; intracellular membrane-bounded organelle
Molecular function (GO): heme binding; iron ion binding; oxidoreductase activity, acting on paired donors, with incorporation or reduction of molecular oxygen, reduced flavin or flavoprotein as one donor, and incorporation of one atom of oxygen
Source: RefSeq, a predicted model, not a curated record